AUGGCUGCCGUAAUUGGCUGUUUAGUAAAUAUACCACGGAAAAAUAGAGAAUUUAGAGUAAUAAACUUAAAUGAAAGCCUAAAUGAUGAAGAAUUGAGAAGAAGGUUCAGGUUUGGAAGAAGAGGAAUAGAGUAUUUGGCCGAUUUGCUGAGAGAGAACCUAGCUAGGGAAACAGACAGAAGUUGUAGCCUGUCAGUCGAAGAACAGGUCUGUAUAGCGCUGAGGUACUACGCUUCAGGUUCAUUUAUGCAGGUUGUUGGGGACACACAUGGGAGACAUAAAAGUACUGUUUGUAGAGUUGUGGAUAAGGUUACCAAAGAGAUAGUGAAGCGUCAUAAGCAAUACAUUAAGUGGCCAGUUGAUGAAGCUACCAAGAGACGAGUGAAGUCUGAGUUUAGCAACAUAGCUGGAUUUCCAGGUGUUAUAGGGUGUGUUGAUGGUAGCCACGUCCGUUUCAUCAAGCCAUCACCAGACCAAGAGAGAGGUUUUAUCAACAGAAAAGGAUUCCCGUCCAUAAAUGUGAUGGCAGUGUGCGAUGCAAAAGGAAAAUUCACAUUUAUCAAUGCGCAAUGGCCUGGAUCAGCUCACGAUAGCUUUAUAUUUCGAACAUCCACACUUGGAUGCCACAUGGAGAGAAACCACAGGGGUUUGGAAGAUGAGAUUAUUCUUGGAGACAGCGGAUAUUUGAGAAAGACACCAGCCAAGGCAUCAGAAGUGAUUGUGGCGUGUGCUGUUCUCCACAAUAUAGCCAUCAUGCUGCAAGAACCUGAUGUGCCUGAUGAUGACAAUGACGAUGGAGCAGACGCACAAAUACCAUAUGCAGGCAGAGAGACUGGCUUCUUGGUCAGGGAUCACCUUGCUCAAGUUUACUUUUAA
Messenger RNA from Mya arenaria, 876 nucleotides. Its product is annotated as putative nuclease HARBI1. The record is from RefSeq and is a predicted model, not a curated record. Lineage: Eukaryota; Metazoa; Mollusca; Bivalvia; Myida; Myidae. The coding region runs from base 1 to 876 and encodes 291 amino acids. The transcript is spliced from 3 exons.